Messenger RNA from Schistocerca piceifrons (Central American locust), 483 nucleotides. Its product is annotated as piggyBac transposable element-derived protein 3-like. The transcript has a single exon. NCBI's taxonomy places the organism in Eukaryota, Metazoa, Arthropoda, Insecta, Orthoptera, Acrididae. The record is from RefSeq and is a predicted model, not a curated record. The coding region runs from base 1 to 483 and encodes 160 amino acids.
AUGUUUCACAAACUGUAUUUUGAUAAUUGGUUCACAGGAGUUCGGUUAGAAGUUGAACUAGGAAAGAUGGGUAUUCAGUCUUUAGGAACUGUGAGACCUAAUCGGCUCAAAGGCUGUAUGUUCACUUCUGACAAAGUCAUGAAAAAGAAGGGUCGAGGGAGUUAUGAGGAAUAUUUAUCUAAAAUUGAUGGCAUUACUUUGAGUGCAGUAAAAUGGUAUGACAACAAGCCUGUUUAUUUGCUCAGUACUUUUGCUGGUGUUCAUCCAACAUCAACAGUGGAGAGAUGGGACCAUACAAAGAAAGAAAAAAUAAAUGUUGAAUGCCCCAGUAUUGUUCACUAUUACAAUCAGUGCACGGGUGGUGUUGAUCUGUUGGACUCACUGAUAGCAUUGUAUCGCAUCAAGAUCCGGUCGAAGAAAUUUUAUUUGAGAAUUGUAUUUCACUUGCUUGAUCUGACUGUAGUCAAUGCUUGGCUACUAUAG